UAACUCCAGAACAGUUUGAGUCUUGAAAUUCGAGCAAUGUUUGAGAGUUUUAGCUCCUGAUUAUAAAAAUGAUUCACAAACACUUUCCAGACUCCCUGGUGCAACUUUUGGUUCUGACUUGACCAGUACGGAUUUGCAAAGAGGAAGGGACGCUGGAUUAGCAACAUACGUAGAUAUGGUGAAAAUGUGUUCCAAAGGAAGAAUCAGAUUACUGGAUUUUUGGGAUUUGCACCGUUUUAAGCUAAUGAGCGAACGAAAUAUUCUUGCACUUGAAGAUAUGUAUGAAGACGUCCGUGAUGUUGAUUUGAUCAGUGGAAUUUACAGAGAGUUGCCGGUUGUAAAUGGUGAAGUGGGUCCCACUGCUGCUUGCAUCGUUGCCACUCAAUUCCAUCGACUCAAAUUUGGUGACAGUUUCUUCGUUACGCACAGAAAUGGAAGAUAUCCUCUCACUCCAG
Molecule: messenger RNA, 455 nt
Organism: Parasteatoda tepidariorum (common house spider)
Lineage: Eukaryota; Metazoa; Arthropoda; Arachnida; Araneae; Theridiidae
Source: RefSeq, a predicted model, not a curated record